ACCAUACAUUCAGUUGAACACUGAAAUGCGGAAAAAGGCGGCAAAUGCUUUUGAAAUAGCAUUUUUCAAACUAAUGAAUAGUGCCGUCUUUGGGAAAACAAUGGAGAACAUGCGGAAACGCAUCCGCAUUGAGCUAAUCUCCAGUCCCGAACGUCUAAGCAAGCUCGUAAACCAACCAACCUUCAACGACUGUAUCAAAUACGGUGAAAGGUUGUGCGCCGUCAUAAUGGACACAAAGAUGGUCAAGUUUAUCAAACCAAUAUACGUCGGUUUAGCAGUGCUUGACAUUAGCAAGACGCUAAUGUACAAGUACUUCUACGACGUAUUGAAACCACAUUAUGGCAGUGCAAUCGAAUUGGUUUACAUGGAUACUGACUCCUUCAUAUACCUACUCAGAGUAGGCGACUUCUACCAGGAUUUAGCUGAUAGCCCCGAUUUACUGGUGCACGUGGACGCAUCUAGCCUGCCCAAGGAUCACCCUUGCUACUCCACCGAUAGAAAGAAGAUGCCCGGCUUGUUUUCAGACGAGACCAGUGGCCUCACUCUCUUUGAGAUCGCUGCACUUCGAUCAAAGUGCUACGCAUUUGACAUGGAAGGCAGCGAACUCAUAAAGUCUAAGGGGAUCCGCGGACACNGCAGCGAACUCAUAAAGUCAAAGGGGAUCCGCGGACACGUCGUCCGGAACCAUCUGUCUUUGGACGACUACCAACGGUGUUUGUUUAAAGACGAUGGCGAUGGUGACGAUGCGUCAAAACGAGCUUUGAGAGAAUGCCCGUGCGGUCAUCGGAGUGAUACGUAG
Messenger RNA from Daktulosphaira vitifoliae (grape phylloxera), 799 nucleotides. RefSeq lists its product as uncharacterized. The record is from RefSeq and is a predicted model, not a curated record. Lineage: Eukaryota; Metazoa; Arthropoda; Insecta; Hemiptera; Phylloxeridae. Bases 26 to 799 code for a protein of 257 amino acids. The transcript is spliced from 3 exons.